This is a messenger RNA of Phytophthora nicotianae INRA-310, 861 nucleotides long. RefSeq lists its product as hypothetical. The transcript has a single exon. Lineage: Eukaryota; Oomycota; Peronosporomycetes; Peronosporales; Peronosporaceae. The record is from RefSeq and is a predicted model, not a curated record. Bases 1 to 861 code for a protein of 286 amino acids.
AUGCACGCGCUCCACAACACGCACUCGCCCGUGGCGACCGAGUUUCGCCGCUGGGUUUACAAAUACGUCUUUACGCUGGCGUAUGGCAAUCCCGGCCAGAAGAAGAAAAUGGUGUCGACGCUAUGUAAGGUCGACAAGCUUUUCCUCGAAGCCUUCAUGAAGCUGGUUCCGAACAAUCUCUCGUGCUUGUACCUAGUGGACACCACUAUGCGAGAGGAAGGGAAGAAGGUGUUGAAGUUCGGCCGAUCGAAGAACGUGAAGGAGCGGUUCUACAAGCACAGCUCUGUGUUCGGACAAAAAACCAAACUGGACACGGUGAUCUUCGUCCCCUCAGACCGCCUCAGCGAGGCGGAGAAGCGUUUGAAAUCGACCAUUCGCGAGAGCGAUCGUUUCUCAUUAGAAAAGCAGAAAGAGCUCAUUCAUCUUGACGCCGAGGGUUACAAGGCCAUCCGUGCAAUCAUGCAAACGAUCGCGGACAAGUACAACGACAGCAUGGCCAUCCAGUCCGAAGUGCACGCUCGAGAAAUGACGGAUCAAGAGCACGAGUACAAGCUGCGUAUCAAAGAUUUGGAGCGCAUGAUCGACGUGCUCGAAGAACGCAUUCAGAAUGCUGUUGCUGACGAGAAAGCCGAGGCCGCCGCUCUUCUUGUGAAGCUCACCAAGCAGAAGGGCAAAGUCAACGUGCUCCGGCAAAAACUAAAAAGCAACAAAGAGAACAUGGAGCUGCGGCAUAAUCUUGAUUUGACGAAACUCACCGCCACGAUCAAGGAUAAAGACCUUCAAUUGGUGGACCGCGCUCGAGUCAUCGCAGAUCUUCAAGCGCGGAUUCAUGAGCUCGAAAAGAACCGUAGAUGCCGCUGA